Messenger RNA from Naegleria fowleri, 1290 nucleotides. RefSeq lists its product as uncharacterized. NCBI's taxonomy places the organism in Eukaryota, Heterolobosea, Eutetramitea, Acrasida, Naegleriidae. The record is from RefSeq and is a predicted model, not a curated record. The transcript has a single exon. Bases 1 to 1290 code for a protein of 429 amino acids.
AUGUUUUCACAUCGGGAACGACCGAGUUCACUUUUCUUUAUUUCCUCGAAUAUAUCUUCGUUCAUCCUCACGGUUGCCACAACCAUUCUCCUUCUUUCCUUUCACUCUCAUCACGGCGCGAUCGUUGAUGGAUCAUCCUCUCAAAAUUCUGCUGAAUUCAUCAGAACCAACACGUAUGAUACCAUCAUGAUGAUGAAUAGUGCCAUGAUGAUGAAAACCCUCUCCGCAAGUAUUCCUUCCUAUAACUUUACUUUUGGUGGAAGACUCACUACCACCGACUUGUUACAACAAAUUAUGGCUUCUAAUAGAAGUACUAGUGGCUCUUCUCGGGAAUCAGCUCUCGCAACUAUUGCUUCUCAAUUCUAUGCAUUCAGACUUCCAGUCCGAUUUUCUAAUAAUUUAAAUUCAAAUGUACUCUCGGAACGUAUUGAAGUGAUUGCCUUUGAUAAAUCUAAUGGUAAUAUUUAUCUCAUCGUGAAUAGUUACAAUGUAGAGUCAUACUUUUAUGGAAAGAAUGCUUCUUCAAGCGGUUCUGAUAGUACUAUCUAUCCAUUGUUUUCGGAAAUGAUGUCUCCCUAUUUCCCAACUGCUUUUGAUGGCAAGAGUUUUGUAUUGAUUUUUGAGCCCAAUGGUUAUGCCAAUAUUUUGAAACAGAGUGAUAAUGCAACUAGUUGUCGAACGGUACUUCAUAUGCCAUCUUUUAAAAUGUUUUCUCCGGUGAAUGUGAGAAAUCAAUUCGUAAUUUCCAAUGUUUAUGGAAUGGGUGGAAUUCAAGUGAUGAAUAAGGAAAGUGGGGAAUGUCUUACUUUCAAUAAUGAAGGAUAUCUCAAUAAUUUAAUGGCAACAUUUAGUGCAUGCAACAAGACGAAUCCAAACCAAUUAUUUGUUUGGACAGGUGCAUAUUUGGUUCCAAAAUAUCCAACCAAUGACAAUAUGUAUUAUGCUCUGAAAAGAGAUUUUGCAUUUGGAACGUCAUUCUUACCAUUUUCAUCGGGAUUUCGAUAUAUUCGAAUGACCAUGCAAUUUGUGACACCAGCCAAUUAUGAUCUUGUUCGUUCUGAUAAGAUUUUGAAUUUUACAGACUCUAACAUUGAACAAUUUUAUAAGGAAAAUACGCUUUUAAUUGACGACAAUUUGAAGGGAAACAUUACGGCUCUAAUUUCUCAAGCGCUUAACUCGAGUAUUAUUUCACAACUGGCUUUCAGGUGGUCUGGUGCAAGAUCCAUUUCAAUGCUCUGUUCGAUGAACCUUGUUGCUUUGGCGACAGUGAUGGUGGCAUUGCUGGUGUAA